Molecule: messenger RNA, 885 nt
Organism: Cryptomeria japonica (Japanese cedar)
Lineage: Eukaryota; Viridiplantae; Streptophyta; Pinopsida; Cupressales; Cupressaceae
Exons: 6
Coding region: 1-885 (294 amino acids)
Source: RefSeq, a predicted model, not a curated record
AUGGGUAAUCCAAUAGAGGUUAUUGCAGUAGAAACUUCAAAAGAAGGAAGCCCUAUGGAGGAUGAAAUUCAAGAAAAUGUUGUUGAGGAUAAACUAGAAAAUCUUGCUUCUAUGGCACUGCAAUUUGAAGAAAAUGUUGAAGAUGUUCUACAGCAGCCUGAGGAAAAUAUGGGAGUGGAUAAGAAAAAGAAAAGACUGGGAACAUUCGAGGAGAAAACUGCACCAACUCAAACCAGUAGUGCUCAACCUAGUAGUGUUAAAGGAAAGAAGAAGAAGAUGCAAAAGCAUACACAGUCUUAUAAUGAUGAUCAAAUAGAGCCUAGUUUACGACUGGAGAUGGAUGAGGAAGAAACAGUGCAAGAUGAUAUUGUUUAUCCUAUCAAGAAAAAGGAUGACACUACUUCCCAACUGGCUACUCAGGAGGAACCUACGGAAAAAGUUGAAGAGAAGCCCUCUGAGAAAGAAAAGGAACAAGAGCAAGAGAAAAUUGAGGAGAAGAAAUCUGCUGGACUUGAAAAGGCAUUAGUCAAGGCUCAAAAGAAGAGAAUUAAGGAACAAAGGAAGGAAGCAGAAACUAUCCAGACUAUUGUGAAGAUUUUGUCUAGUCUUCUACUAAAGAUUUCUAUAGGGAACUUCUCAAAUCUUAUUGAUAAAGCCACUCAGUCAGAGAAUCCUCUGGUAAAUGAUGUAAAUAAGGAGGAGGAAACUCAAUAUGUUGUAGAGCAAAAAAAAUUGGAUUUUGUAGAUGUUGAUCCUAUUAAGGAGAAUGAUAAAUUGGCUAAGGCAAAGUUUGCUGCACCAAGUGGUGACACCGGUGCAUGGGAGACACCCAAAGAAGACAAAACCGGACAGGUUGAGGUUGAGGAAAAGGAAGAAGAAAAAUAG